This is a messenger RNA of Gymnodraco acuticeps, 5080 nucleotides long. It is a transcript of the gene ccdc120, whose product is annotated as coiled-coil domain containing 120. The transcript is spliced from 10 exons. Lineage: Eukaryota; Metazoa; Chordata; Actinopteri; Perciformes; Bathydraconidae. The record is from RefSeq and is a predicted model, not a curated record. The coding region runs from base 396 to 2240 and encodes 614 amino acids.
GUCUGACGGGAUUAAGUGGCGCACUCUGAGGCAGGAGCAUCGGGGAGGGGCGUCCGUGAGACAGCGUCCAUCGGCGGUGUAACACGGAGGGUUUUCAUCCGGUGCAGCAGGGAAGCCUUUCUUCUCCAGAGCAGGUCUGCUGUUGAAUUACAAUUGGGAUACGAAGCCACCAUGAACGAAGGGCUUUUUUCCCCUGUAUUCCUGCACGUUUAAUUAAUGAAGACAUCAAUCUCUCCUGGGGGAGGAUUUCUACCCUGUGGUUUGAUGCAGGAAUGAUUUUUUCUCGGCUUGGUUUUGCUACAGAGGACCAUGGAGACCUCCGAAGGUAUCGGUCAUGCUCUCUGGUGAGGGCGUGACUCGGAGCGAGAGUUGUAAAGUCCCCAGAGUUACAUCGCAUGGAGGUCAAAGGUCAUCUGAUCACAUCCAUGGGUUUGGGGGCUCCUGAUGUUCAAGGCUGCCAGGACAGCAAGCUGCAGGCGGAGCGGGUCGCGGCGCUGCAGGAGAGGAAGCAGGCCCUGGAGGCUCUGCUCAGCUCCAGAGAGGGAGAGCUCAAACAUGUCUGUCUGCAGGAAGCUGAGCUGACUGGAAAGAUUUCACAUGCUUUCCCCCUGGAAACGGGAGAGAAACCCCCAGUGGUGCAGCGCAGAGCUGGCCUGCCGCCCAACACCAAGGCAGAGGAUGAGGCUGCCCAGAGAAAGCAGAUGAAGGCCAUCUUCACCGGGGCUCUGUACAGACACUCGGAGUCAGACCGAAACAUCCCCAACAGCAAGAGGACGGUUCAUCGGGGCUGUCACACAGAGGACACUGUCAUGUCAGAGAGUACAAGCUCCAUGUCAGACUCAACAUCUCAUGAUAAUGAGUCUUCUCCCAGCGUGGUGGCGGACCAGCGCUCUCUGUCUCAGCCCCGGCUCACAGUGGGCAGCCCCGACCACAGGAUCAGCAGGAAGCUGUCGCCAGUCGAGAUCUACUACGAGAUGAGGACACGCCGCAACUCUGUCACCAGCUCCGUCAGCCCGACUCACUCUUUGCCGAGAAGUGCGUCUAACAUUGAAGGCAGAAGUGUUCCAGCUACGCCUCUAUUAGCUCGCACGGCUCCCAUCAGUGUUCACGUCAGGUCGGACGGGUCAGGCGGUAACGGGCUGAAGCAGUGGUCCGGCAGCCUGGACGUUCCCUACAUAAUCCCCCUGGCGCAGGAGGGCUCCUCUUCGGACCGCCGCGGCUGCCCCUACAGCUCCCGGGCGCGGCGCAGCAACAGCUCCGAGGCCCUGCUGGACAGAUCGAGCCUCCCCGACGACCCGGCCCCAAGGAACGGGAUGCCCCCCCGAGGAGGGCCCUACAAGAGCUCAGAGACACUGACCGACGGCAAGCUAAGGCACAUCCACCUGGGCAGCCCCGAGAGACACGCCGACGGCAACGUGGAUCAGGCCAAACUGCGCCUGUCGAUGGGCGACCGGGCGGCGGGCGGGGGCUACAACGAGCUCCUGAUGGACUACAUCUGGGGGAAGCAGCAGAGGAUGCAGCACCACCUGUACCAGUCCACAGGCCGGAUCUGGCAGGAUGCGCCCUCCCCUCGCUCCUCCACCGCAGCAGUGCCUCCCCACGCCAACGGAUUCUCCCACUCCCAGGUGAACCUCCCCAGCGCCGCGCCUCCUUUCAGCCCCAUGGUGCUCCGGGGGUCCCAAGCCGAGCUGCGCAGGGUCAAAGUCACCAGGACCAAAUCUUGUGGACCCUUUAUUCCUUUGCAGCAACACCCCCAGGACGCCAUCCUGCUGUCAGCGUACGACUCUCCCCUCCCCGCCUCCGGGACCACCACAUCCUCCAUCCCCAACCUGCACCCCUACCAGACGGAGCUGUCGGGCCCCUCCUUCGGCCGCAGACCCCCUCAGUUCUCCCUCCCGACCCCAGAAGACUCAACGCGGAGCUUACAUAAAGCUCUGGCUCUGGAGGGUCUGAGGGACUGGUACCUGAGGAACGCCCUCGGCUACCCCCCCGCUGCACCGAAGGGGAACGAGGCGGGGGUCUCUCGCCUCUCACACCCCCACCCGCUGGUGCACCAGCAGUCAGUCCAGGGUGACGCAGCAAGCCCCCCCCGCUCUCAGAUGCCCCAGUCAGCCAGCUUCCACGGCCACCCGCUGCACGGGAGGUCGAUGGAGUUCUCGCUCUAUCAGGAGACUCCUCAUCCACAGACGCAAGAGGCGACCCCAAAGGAGCCCAGUCCAGACCCAGGCACCCUAGUCUGAAGCAGCAGAACACACACACACACACACACACACACACACACACACACACACACACACACACACACACACACACACACACACACACACACACACACACACACACACACACACACACACACACACACACACACACACACACACACACACACACACACACACACACACACACACACACACAAACUCAAGCAGAAACACUGUAGCCUCACAUGCACAUUCACCCACACGAGUCGAUACAAUGUGACCUCAACAGCAAAGUAAAACACGGCAACCUCAGCAGAAAGUGACUGGAAUACGUGAUAAACUGUAGCUGUACAGUGUGAAAAGCCUUGGCUAGUUCCCCGUGUUAUAACUGAUCCCAAGUGAACUUCAUGUGAACAUGGAGUCAACGCAUCUAAUAACAAUAUGGUCAUGCUGUACUUAAUAUAUCAAUAUUUCUGGUCAAACACAAGCAGUAAUAUUCUUCCUGAUAACCCUGAAAACGCCCGAAAUAUACUUUUUUACAGAAUAUAUACAACUCUAAAUUACUAUUUUGUAUCUUCUGAGAUAUAAAGAACAGCUAUAUUAAAGAGGUAAUUUAUUGCUCAUGAAUCUUGUGAUAUACAAAGAUGAGCUCACCAUCAUUUAAAAAAAAGUAUUAAUUCAUGCCAGUGAAUGUGUGUUUGUAAAACUAUAUAAAAAAAACAACAUGCUUCAGUCGAUCAUCUGCCGUUUAAUUUCUCAGCCAUUUGUAUUUUCCACGUUUGAUAAAAGACAGGGGCCAUGAACUGUAACAUACUGGUGUAGCAGACGGGAGUGCCUAAAUGUUUUAAAAACCUUGGUUAGAAAACUUUAAAGUGCUUUCUAAUGAUCUCAAAAUGUGAACGCUAUAGCUUUUGUGAGUUUAGUGUAAUCCGAAAAAGAACUGAAAGCAGUUUACGAUGUCACCAAAUUGGGGUAUUUUGGAAUGAUGUCAUGUAUAUUGUUCAGUAUGUUUUCUAGAUGCAGCGUACUGCUGGCCAUAAAAUGUAGCUUUCUCUGUGCUGAGCGACCAAUUUGACCACUUUUAGGACGAUCCUGAGGGCUGUUGUUAAAGCUUCUGAAAGGCAGUAGCACAUGACUGUAUGACAAUAAUGUAAUAAUUUCCCCCUUCGUUUAGUUAUGGAGGAUUUGAGUGUCAUAUGGAGCACUUUAUGAGCAUCUUAAGCCUUAAUUCCUUAGAAAAUUGUCACCAAACGAGACGGGUUUUUUUAAAAUUGGGGGAAUAAAUAAGUGUCAACAUCUACUGAAGAUCUAUCUGAAUGUUAGUCUGUAUAUUGCGUGGAUUGUACUGAUGAGUUUCAAGCUGUUUUAUUCCGGUACUAACAACAAUAAUCAUUUUUUUUACUAACCACAUGAUAAGUAUAUAUUCAAAAAUAACCGCCCCGAAAUAAGCCCACUCUCCAAGUGAGCACUAUUUAAUUGGUUUGUAAAAGAAAAUACAGAAUAGGGCUGCUGCAGUUUGAAUGACGGUGUGAGCGGGUCUCAUACCAGUAAAUGUGUUAAUAAGAAUUCAUGCUGGCGGAUUUUUUUGUAUUUGUAAUGAUUUCAGCUCAUUUCAUGUGCUUGGACUUCAAAAAAAUAACUUUUCAUGUUUUUAAAUCUUAGUAAUGCAUCAUAAUGUAUGUUUGUAAUCUUAUUCUGCAGUGUAAUCUUCAGAAAGAUCAAAAUAUUACAUGAAAUCCUCAAGGACACUGAAAGUAUAUGUGUUAAGUCUAGACCAGGGGGAGGCAACCGUCUGCAGUGGCUCCCUGUAGCUUUGAGAAUAAAUAACAUGGACAUACAUAACAGCAAUUUCUCUUUUUUUUGUUGCACAGGAGGUGGCAUUUCCUACAUUUUAGACCCCGGCCUUGGGAAAAUAACAAUCCACAAAAAGAAAAGUCCCAAAUUAAGCAAAGUUUAAUUCUGUGUGUAUAGAUUCCUUUGCUUGUAGGCUACUUCCAACAAUGGUUGAUUAUAUAGUGAGAAAUUAGCAAACCACAAACAUUGUAAUCUUGAAAGACAUAUCCUGAACACAGAAUUUGCUGCUUGUUAUGUUAUUACAGGAAUACAUUUGAAUAGAUUUUAAACUUUUUCUUUAUUGUCGAUCUAUAAGUUCACAGAUGCAACAAACACGUUUUUGUAUGUAACUAUAUACAACACUUUAGAAGCUGUGUUAGCGGCCCCAGACAAACUUUAAUAGGGGACAAAGUGGGGCAACAUAGCUGUUUUGAAAAUAAAGGUUGCUGACCUCUAGUCUAGACAACAUUUUUUUAAACGUUUUACCUCCAUUUACUGUAAUCGAUCUUUGGCCAAAACUCAUUUGAAUGUAAUUCUUUGUCAUAUGUGAUGUUGUUUUUUACUCUAAGCUGUAGCACACCAUUGAAUGUUUCCCAGUUUCUUUGCUGUGUUCAGUAUCCAUCCUCAUAGAGCUUCUUCCAGCUGGUUAAAACCUGAAAUUAAAGACCAAACAUGCUGUGAGUGUGCACUGGGGGUCAUAAAUGUAUUUUUCAUAUACUCUGUAAGUUGCAAAUCAAUGAAAUAAAUGUAGCUCUGAAGCUAAUUUAUUCAAACUAUACUAUAUUUAUGAGCCUGUAACAUUUUGUAGCUAUAUCUACUGUAGCUCUUCCUCAUCAGUGCGGGAAUUGGUAAUGUGUGUUAAAACCACUUCAUUCAGCAGUGUGAUGUGUUGAUUAUUCUUUUUUUAGAUAUUUAAAUGCAGUUUUCUCUUUCCCUACUCUCUUUAUACCCAGGCCUGUGAAAUAAGACAAAAUAGGCCGGCCUAAUGCUGUAUGUAUGAGAUUGUGCUUCAUUCUACUAAAUAAAGUGUCAUGUUGAAAUCAUCA